This is a messenger RNA of Fukomys damarensis (Damara mole-rat), 3112 nucleotides long. It is a transcript of the gene Fmod, whose product is annotated as fibromodulin. Gene Ontology annotation, molecular function: protein binding. The transcript has 3 exons. Bases 454 to 1590 code for a protein of 378 amino acids. NCBI's taxonomy places the organism in Eukaryota, Metazoa, Chordata, Mammalia, Rodentia, Bathyergidae. The record is from RefSeq and is a predicted model, not a curated record.
AGAUGGCCUCUCCUCAAAGCGGCUGUCCCAGUCAGCAUCUGCUUCUGUGGGCUUAAUGAGAACUCCAGGCACUCCAGAGACUGCAAAUAACUUUGAGGGCGCCACUAACUUGAGCAGCAGGAAGAGCCAAAGCUGCCAAACCUUCAGGGAAGAUAAGUGAGGGGAAAGAGGUGGUUUCUACAGCAUCGGGCAGAUGGAAGGAUUUUGCGUGGUGGAGUGUGAGCUCCUCCCCUUCAGAGGAGCUGAAAAAGCCCUGUCCUGUCCCCUCUCUGCACUCUAUUUGAUUAGGAAUUCAGGGGCGGGCCCUGGCCUGGCACCAGGCGCACAGUCUCAGUAGGCACUCUCUCUGUUCUUCUCUGUCCCUCGCUCUGUCUCGCUCACGCGUUCUCCUACCCAAGGAGGCCAGACAGGGGGACGUGGUCACUCUCUGAAAGGUGCACCUUGAGCAACAGGAUGCAGUGGGUGUCCCUCCUGCUGUUGGCAGGGCUCUGCUCCCUCUCCUGGGCCCAGUAUGAUGACGACCCUCACUGGUGGUUCCAGUACCUGCGCAGCCAGCAGUCUACCUACUACGAUCCCUAUGACCCGUACCCGUACCCAUAUGAGCCCGCGGAGCCCUACCCAUACGGUGUGGAGGAAGGACCAGCCUACGCCUAUGGCUCUCUGCCCCCACCAGAGUCCCGUGACUGUCCCCAGGAGUGUGACUGUCCCCCCAACUUCCCCACAGCCAUGUACUGUGACAACCGCAACCUCAAGUAUCUGCCCUUCGUCCCCUCCCGCAUAAAGUACGUCUACUUCCAGAACAACCAGAUCACCUCCAUCCAGGAAGGCGUCUUUGACAAUGCCACCGGGCUGCUGUGGAUUGCUCUCCAUGGCAACCAGAUCACCAGUGACAAGGUGGGCAGGAAGGUGUUCUCGAAGCUGAGGCACCUGGAGAGGCUGUACCUGGACCAUAACAACCUGACCCGGAUGCCCGGCCCUCUGCCGCGCUCCCUGCGAGAGCUCCAUCUGGACCACAACCAGAUCUCGAGGGUCCCCAACAAUGCGCUGGAAGGGCUGGAGAACCUCACAGCCUUGUACCUCCACCACAACGAGAUCCAGGAGGUGGGCAGCUCCAUGAGGGGCCUCCGGUCCCUGAUCUUGCUGGACCUGAGUUACAACCACCUCCGGAGGGUGCCUGACGGGCUGCCCUCAGCCCUCGAGCAGCUGUACCUGGAGCACAACAAUGUCUACACCGUGCCUGACAGCUAUUUCCGGGGCUCACCCAAGCUCCUGUAUGUGCGGCUGUCGCACAACAGCCUCACCAACAGCGGCCUGGCCACCAACAGCUUCAAUGCCAGCAGCCUCCUGGAGCUUGAUCUCUCCUACAACCAGCUGCAGAAAAUCCCCCCUGUCAACACCAACCUGGAGAACCUCUACCUCCAAGGCAACCGGAUCAAUGAGUUCUCCAUCAGCAGCUUCUGCACCGUGGUGGACGUGAUGAACUUCUCCAAGCUGCAGGUGCUGCGCCUGGACGGGAACGAGAUCCAGCGCAGCGCUAUGCCAGUGGAUGCGCCCCUCUGCCUGCGCCUCGCCAGCCUCAUCGAGAUCUGAGCGGCCGCACACCGGGCCCCUGCAUCCCCUGCCCUUGGCUUGAUGGCUUGGUUUGGCUUUUGUUGGAAGGUCUGGGACAACCAUGUGACACCAUCCAUGGGCUCCUCUUCAGUCUCUUCCCUGGGCAGGGUUAGGCGGCGUCAGGGGCCGGGCAGGCUUCUGCUGCGGAUGGAGGCAGAUGCCCUCUGUUCCCAGAGCACAGAAGUAGCGGCGGGGAGCCCUGGGAGCCUCAGUCCCACAAAUCUCACUACUCAAGUUCUCCCUGAUGAUCUGAUGUCAGGGAGCUUUCAGCACUGCCUGGGCGAUGGCAUGUAAGCUACUUUCAAGACACCUCUGAUUCUCUCUCUGCACAGCGCCUGGUAACUCUCUGCAUUGUUGGGCUGGCUGUGCGGCCACUCUGAGCUCCUGCUCAUUGCUCCUCAAAAUAUACCUCUUGCUCAGCCACCUCCUCCUCGGUCCACCUUGGCCACUCAGCCCCACUUCAUAGACGCCCCUCCUACCCCUUCAGCAGUCAGGAGUCCCCAAGGCAGGAGGCCCCUGCCCAGCGACCUGUGGAGACAGCCCGCACUUCUGUCCAAGAUUAAAAGGAUACUGAGAGUCGCUGCUCCACCCUCCUUAACCUCAGGGUUGGAAAGCUACCAGAUUGAUGGUCCUGAUAAUAUUUGUGUCCCGAUGCCAAAGAACCAACCUCAGGCUUAGCUGCAUUUCUGGGGCUAGAUUUUCGAAGCUCCUUCAGAUUUCAGAGGAAGAACGGUCAGACCUGGUUAUCCUCAGGGCCCACAGUGGCUGCCAGUGCACCUCACAGGCUGAACUGGGAGGCAGCCUCAGUAGUGUCUUUCCUGCCCAUUGUGCUCUCUGCAUCCUCCUACCAGAGUCUUUAUCCUAGAUAGUGGGGGCCACAGGUUUUCCACAGCCUAAGGAAGCUGGUUUGCCCUCUCCUCUGACCCAAGCAGGAAGGUUUUCUAUACUGAUAGAGAGACAGACAGGACUCAGGGGGCCCAAGGGAGGAGGACGUGGCUCCUCUGUAUGACCUGACUCUUCCAAGGCUCUAGCUUGAGUCUCUGCUGAGGACACUCCCUGGGGUCCAGGCCAGGCAGCAGAUCCCCCCGCCCUGCUCCCCUAUCUCUGAGCUGCACCCCAUGUCUGAAGGUGCCUUUGCUUUGCAGCUUGAUGGGAAAGCGGUUAAUUCUUCCCACCUCCACAAGGCAGAGCUGUCUGGCCUGACCUGCUCACUCCUCUGCUCGGGGUGUGAAGGGCUGAGCCAUCCCCAGGGCAAGGCCGGUUCUGUGGUCUUGGAAGCGGCUUCCUGAAAGGGAAGAGGACACUCGGACCAUGGCUCUAGACCCUGCAGUCCACAAAAGCCAAACUGGGGCGCUCUGAGGGGAGGGGUGAGGCUGCCCCUGCCCGGGCUCUUCGGACAGCACCUGCACAGGGACACUUUCGCCUCCACGUGGAACCUAGUACAGGAGAAGCCGGAGUGGCACAGACCCGACCAAUAAAGUUAUCGUACACUUGCACCUAU